Molecule: messenger RNA, 711 nt
Organism: Lodderomyces parapsilosis
Lineage: Eukaryota; Fungi; Ascomycota; Pichiomycetes; Serinales; Debaryomycetaceae
Exons: 1
Coding region: 1-711 (236 amino acids)
Source: RefSeq, a predicted model, not a curated record
AUGUGCAUGGAAAAUAUAAUCACCAUUCACCAUGUUAACUACUUCAAUGUGUCGAGCAUAGGAUGGGUCGGUAAAGUUUCAAAUGUUGCAUCUCAAGAAGCCAAAUUCAACAGGAAAACUAUUGGAGAGCUCACUCUACGAUCCUUUGAAUACCUCAGUUGUCAAAAAUUCACCUUGCCAGCGUCACAUUUGAAGUCUAGGGAAAGUGACUUUAGCAUUGUAUUCAAGCACUGGCUAACUCCGUUAGUGCAGUUCUUGAGAGGUAGUUAUGAAGAAAAGCCAAGGAUAGCUAACCCUCGCAAAAAGGGCCAUUCUUUAUGGCCGGAUUAUAUAGCCACCUUGCAAAAUAACAUGUGUUCAAUUAUGGAGCUUAAAAAAGACCCACAUAUUAAGUUCUAUAACAAGAAAUUGUUAGAACAUCGCAAAGUUCUUCAUCAAAUUGGUCUUUAUAUGUGUGGAAAGAAGACCACUUUAGGGUUUUUAGUGACCCAUUAUAUGUUAGUGGCCAUCACUUUUCGACCGCGGCAAAACUCAAGGACAAAGCAGGGCACCGAAGACAGUUGCCAAAAUCAUAGUUUUGGGUUUGAAUAUUUAAAUUUUCACAUGAACCCACACGCGUCCUUAUUAUCGGGUUCGUUAACUAUGUUUUGGGAGAAUGCUCCCGAACAGUUGGGAGAACAGGGGUUUGAAAGACCUCAAAUCAGACCUUGA